AUGUCGCAAACCUCCGCAUACUUCCCUCUGGCGACGGACAAUUCGUGGCAGGGCCAAUCCGGCAGCAUUACUCCUCAAGAUGGAACGGAUGCUGGCGCCGCGGGCGACAGCUCCGCCAAUUCCAUCACUCUCUCGACCGGAGCCCUGGUUGCCAUUAUUGUUGUAGUUGUAGUCGUUAUCUUGAUCGGUGUAACAACCGCUUCCCUCUUCUUCAUUGCCAAGAAACGUGAAUGGACCAUCAAAGAAACUAUUAGGAGAUCGACGAAGAAAGUUGCUACUGCUCUUACUCCAAGGCGAUCUGAAUUUCCUCGCUCCGUCAAAGGCUCUACGCGCUCCAAUCGCAAGGGACGAACGAAGCUUAACGACGACAUCCCGCCAACUCCACGACUCCGGCCUGAAGACUUGGAGAAGGGCCUGGCUCGAAGCGAAAGCAAAUCCGUUGGACGUAACCCGGGUGGGAAAUAA
Trichoderma asperellum CBS 433.97 is the source of this 465-nucleotide messenger RNA. RefSeq lists its product as uncharacterized. Lineage: Eukaryota; Fungi; Ascomycota; Sordariomycetes; Hypocreales; Hypocreaceae. The record is from RefSeq and is a predicted model, not a curated record.